AUGGAAAGUGAGAACCAAGGUAAUCCUGCCGCAAUUUCAGAAGAAACUAAAAUUGAAGCUUCAACUGAAAACACACUUUUAUUAAUUUAAGGGUUUAAUUCCUAAGUUUAACGUUCAAUAUUGCAUUAACUACACGGACUUCCGUCCCUGCUCUUCAAGCCCUUCAGGAGUUCGGGAUUCGACAGCUGUUCUUCCACUCUUCGGCAUUAUAUGGGUUGUCUCACAGAAAUUCCAAAAAAUGGAAUAUGGCCGACUUCCAGAAAAAUUUCAGCUCAGAACAAAAGCGUAACUCUUGGUUUUACGCUGGGGAGUUCCCCGAAGGAUCAAAGACGCUACUAGGCUUCCCUUAUCAAUAAGGUAUAGUCCAAUCCUGAAAAGAGAUUUGGAUUAGACCUCGCACGCUCCCAUAUUUGCUUACCUGAUAUUGCUGUCCAUUUCUGGGUUGGCAAAGCAUGGCCGGAUAUAAUUAAAUAUGUACUCGAAGCUCCAUUGCCAGGAGGCCAUGCCCUGGACAGAAACGCCAUAUUUGAUUAUGAAGCUUCUUCUGAGCAAGUCUCUCUUAAUAUUUCUCCAAAUCUUGAAACUAGUCUACCUUCACCUUUAUCCUCAGAAGAAUCAAAUAUUCAAAAUAUUGAGGAAACAAAAGAGCCAGCUAAAAAGAAGAAGAAACGAAACAGAAAAAAGCCUGCAAAAGAACCUUCAGCACCAGCUAUUAUCACAGUAAAUCGUUUUCAAGACAAUUCUCACAUUCGCCUUCUUAAAAAUUGGUCAGACAAUCCAAAUUAUCUCCAGACUAACCCACCUUCUAUUCCCAUCAGUCAACAAUUUCCUAACAAUACAUAUCCUAUUGGAGAAAUUUCUGAAUAUUCAGGUGAUAAUGCUUAUCGCACCACAAGUGAAGAAAAGCGCGAAUUAGAGAGGCUACACUCUUAUGACUAUGAAAACCUAAGAAAAGCUGCAGAAGCCCAUAGGCAGGUAAGAAGAUGGGCUCAAAGUGUCCUAAAACCUGGAAUUGAUCUUCAUGAUUUUUGUGAAGAGCUAGAAAAUUAUUCAAGAAUUCUAUUGGAAGGGGAUGGAACUAUAGCUGGGGUUGGAUUUCCCACUGGAGCCAACUUAAAUCAUAUAGCUGCUCAUUGGACUCCAAAUCCUGGAGAUCAUGCUAUCUUAGGCUAUGACGAUGUCUGCAAAAUUGAUAUUGGGUGCCAUGUAAGCGGAAGGAUUAUCGACUCUGCUUUUACUGUAGCUUUUAACCCAAAAUUCGACAAUUUAGUGCAUGCUACUCAAGAUGCCACAAAUGAAGGUGUCAAGCAUGCAGCUGUUGAUGCAAGAUUUGGAGAAAUUGGGGAAGCUAUACAAGAAGCGUUAGAAAGCUAUGAGAUUGAGCUUGAUGGAAAAACAUAUCCCAUUAAAGCAAUUAGGAAUCUUAAUGGGCAUAGCAUUGAGCCAUAUCACAUUCAUGGGAAAAAAAGUAUCAGAAUAGUAAAAAGUAAUGACCAAACCAAAAUGGAAGAAGGAGAGCUAUAUGCAAUUGAGACGUUUGGAAGCACUGGGAAAGGCUUGGUUCAUGAUGAUUUAGAAAACUCUCACCAUGCUAUUGAUUUUGAUAUGUUUGGGAAGCCUGUGCCACUUCGAGAUAAUAAAGCUAGAGCAUUGCUAAGACAUAUUGAAAAGAAAUAUGGGACUUUACCAUGGAGUAGACGUCAGUUGCAGCGUGAUGGAGAAACAAAACAUAUUUUGCCAUUAAAAAAUCUUAUUAAUGCUGGGAUCGUCAACCCAUAUCCUCCACUUUGUGAUAUUCAUGGAAGUUAUGUAUCUCAAAUGGAGCAUACUUUUAUAAUCAGACCUACUUGUAAAGAGGUUCUUACUCUCACCUUGUUUGCGAAUAAAGCUAUUAGAAAAAUUCUUUCUUUUGGAAAGUUAGCCCCUGCCCAAAUUUGAUUUAUUAAAAAAUAAUUUUUAUAUAAUUUAACUAUUUUUUUUAACGAACUAACCUCCCUUUGCUAGCUAGUAACUUACCCAAUAGCACAAGAGGUGAGCUAGCAGAGGUGAUGAUUAUUAA
Messenger RNA from Blepharisma stoltei, 2059 nucleotides. The record is from the annotation of a GenBank genome assembly. Lineage: Eukaryota; Ciliophora; Heterotrichea; Heterotrichida; Blepharismidae.